AUGGUGCCGAAGCUAUCUCGUUAUGUAGCCGAAGCAACGUCGGAGCAUGUUGGAAGGAAGGCCAGAGAUGGGGUUGUGGUGAAGGUGAAUGGGUUUUCUUUGUUCAAGAAGAAGAGGCAAGCGAUCAUGAGCUUCAAAGAGGGGUUCGGGAACUCUAUAGACUAUAUCGAAGAUACUACGCGGAAGCCACAUUAUAAUGGAUGCAGGCUCCCGAAGAAGCGCAGAAUCUAG
Molecule: messenger RNA, 231 nt
Organism: Linum tenue
Lineage: Eukaryota; Viridiplantae; Streptophyta; Magnoliopsida; Malpighiales; Linaceae
Source: the annotation of a GenBank genome assembly